AUGGCUGAUCCUGAGCUGGAAGCAAUCAGACAGAGAAGGAUGCAGGAGCUUAUGGGUCGGCGUGGCGCGGGAAAUCAACCAAACCCUGAACAGCAGAGCGCUCAGGAGGAUGCAAAGAGGGAGGCAGAGGAAAGAAGACAAAUGAUGCUUAGUCAGAUACUGUCUGCUGAGGCACGAGAAAGACUUGCUCGAAUUGCUUUGGUGAAACCAGAGAAGGCAAAAGGCGUUGAAGAUGUUAUAUUGAGAGCUGCUCAAAUGGGUCAAAUAGCCGAAAAGGUUUCUGAAGAAAGGCUCAUAACUCUGCUGGAGCAGAUUAACAGCCAAACAGCAAAGCAAACAAAAGUUACAAUACAGAGGCGUCGAAGUGUUCUCGAGGAUGAUGAUUAG
Molecule: messenger RNA, 387 nt
Organism: Lathyrus sativus (Indian pea)
Lineage: Eukaryota; Viridiplantae; Streptophyta; Magnoliopsida; Fabales; Fabaceae
Source: the annotation of a GenBank genome assembly